AUGGCGGUGGAAGACGAGUGUAAGCUCAAGUUUUUGGAGCUAAAAGCGAAAAGAAACUAUAGGUUCAUAAUUUUCAGGAUAGAUGGACAACAAGUGGUGGUCGAAAAGCUUGGAAGUCCCGAGGAGAACUACGACGAUUUCUCCAAUUCCUUACCGGCCAACGAAUGUCGCUACGCUGUCUAUGACUUCGACUUCACCACUGCUGAGAAUUGCCAGAAGAGCAAGAUCUUCUUCAUAGCAUGGUAA
Molecule: messenger RNA, 246 nt
Organism: Thlaspi arvense
Lineage: Eukaryota; Viridiplantae; Streptophyta; Magnoliopsida; Brassicales; Brassicaceae
Source: the annotation of a GenBank genome assembly